AUGAUGGAUGACUCAAAUCAGCGACUAAGCACCGACAACAGGAAGCUCAUCUCCACCACCAGUGGAUGGAGAGUGUCGCAGGCAUGUGACCGGUGUCGAAUGAAGAAAAUAAGAUGUGACGGCGGUACACCUUGCAGCAAGUGUUUGCUGAUUGGCUUCGAGUGUACAACCUCGGAUAAGUUGUCGAGAAGGGCAUUCCCCAAAGGUUACACUGCCAACUUGGAGAAACGCAUCCAGGAGUUAGAGGAUGAGAAUCACAUGUUGAAGACACUGCUCGGUAAGGACGGAUCCAAUGGCGACGCUGUGGUUCAUCAUCAGACUGGCCACAUUCCCAAACUUGAGGAGGAACACCCCAAGGGCCAAAGUCAUGGCAUAGCCACCAUGACCACCAACAACAAUACCAUCCAUAUCAACAAUCCAAUUGAUCAGAUAUUCAAUUUGGACAGGAAGGGCGCCAUCAUCGGCAAUGAUAACCUUAACUUUGAGUCACAGUUCAACCACCUACUCAUCAACUUGAAUUUGCCGUUUCUCAAAAUUACAAACUCCCACAACUACUUAUUGAAUGAUCCAGACCUGUACUUGUACCAUCCUUCGUACUCGAACUACAAUGACUUCCACAAUAAGGACCUUGAGAUCAUUUAUAAUCCUUUGAGUAUGCAUGGCCACAACCAGCAUCUGGGUCAACCCAUCAACUCCCUGUUGCCUGGUGAUAUCUACGACUUGUUUAUCAAGCUCAUCAACAAUUUUAAGAAACUUUUCAACUCAAAGAAGGAAUUGGAUCACCAGAUUGUCCAAUUCUUUCUCAAUUACAACACAUUCAUUCCAAUCUUCGACUACAAGAAAUUCAUGGAGAGCUACGAUGCAUUCCACACCAUGUAUCCGUUUAUGUUCACCUACGAUGAUGCCACCAUCAAUGGCUUCAACAUUUCAACCAACGACUAUGAGAUGGUGAACAACUACUUGAUGGUUGUUAUCCAGAUCUAUGCCAUGAUCAUGAUGAACGAUCCUUCCCUUAAUAUGAACUUGCUCUUGAAUCACUCCCACCCAAACUAUUCUCACAAGUUCCGCAAGGAUCGCCUUGCUAAUGAAUCCAUCCUCAAGUCCUUAUACGACUUUCUUCCUUAUCUCAAUCCGUUCCAUGUGUCCAUGAGUCAAUUGCAAACGUACUUGUUGUUCUUUUACUAUUCGCUUCUUACAAACAAUAAGGAAAAGUCACUUGUGCUUUCGGCAAUGAUCAACUCAUUCAUUGGAAUCUUGGGUAUCAACUUGAACUCUAAGAAUUUGUUCUUUAACGACUUAACUUUGAACUUGCAACAAAGAAGAGAUCGUGUAAAGAUCUUCUGGGGCUUCAAGGUAUUGCUUAAGUGUUUUAACUUGAAAUUUGGCUUCAAGCCUUCGAUCAACACCACGGUCAUUAAUCCAGUCACCAUCGAAAGAUACUUUCGUCUUACGCCAGAGAAACUCAGCACUUUGCUCGAGCCGUCCGCGGGGUCUGAAGUGGACAGUCUUUUUCAAACUUUACUCAAGCCAAGUAUUGAGUUUCUAAAUCUCAUGAACAUCAUUAUUCCUUCUUCUUUCUCACCAAAUUACUACCAAUAUUUGAAAAGUGACAAGCAUGCUGGAAGCGAUACCUCAACUCCCCAGGGACAAGCGGCACAUCAUAAGAAACAGCAUCCUAACAAUCUUGACUGGAUUUUGAACGAUGAUGGUGGGGAUGGGAACGACGGUAACUUGAAUUACAAUUUUGCCCAGUUUUUGGCAAUUGACAAGAACCUUUCCAACUGGCGAUACUCGUUAAAGGAUAGACACAUUGAUUUAAUGCCAUUACAUAUGCAAAUGGGUCUCCCUAUCUUGUCCAGUGUGGGUGAUAGUACUUUGUACCAUCGUGUCACUUUUGAGGAAGAAAAUCUGCCCAGAAAUGGAUUAUCAGAAGAAGGCGUAUUAAAUUUUGCUAAUACGGGUAUUCCAGAUAUGCAGACAGCAGCCCAGCUCAUCAAGAUGCAAUUAAACUUCCAUUAUCUUUUGAUUCGCUCCAUGAACUACUUGAACUUUGUUAUUGACAGAGAGCUCACCCAGAACUAUUACGUGAAGAUUGCGAACAUUUCGAGAGAAGUUUUGGCUUAUUUUAUUUUAAUCUUCGAGCAUGUGGGUCGCUCUGUUGAACAAACCAAUGGCGAACUGGUCCAGAACUUCAAUUCAGGUCUAUUCGGGGAUACAAAGAAAAUGGCCGCUGAUGCACUUUCAUCCGAAAUCGGUCUUGAUGUCGACGACGAUGGGUUCGUCAUUAACGAUUUUUCUGUCAAGAGAAGAAAAGUGACGGGAAACUCCUCCAAUGCGGUCAAGAGGCGAGUGAAGGAAAUUCCGUUUUCUCCAUUCAACUCCAUGCUCAACGGACUUUCUUUAACAAUCAUUAACCUCAAGAAGUCGAUUGUGUUACAGAUGCUUUAUUUGCUUAUUUGCACUUUGAAGAUUGCCAAAAAGGGAGGCUCCAUGAGCCGAGAUACGGUUCUUGUAUUGAACAAAAGUAUCUCGUUGUUCAUUCUGAUAUUCAUCAACUACCAGCCCAAUGCCAAUAAGUUUAUGAAGACAAAAAAGGUCAAGGAGGACGACUUAUUCAAGAGGAUUAUAAAUGACGAGUUGAAGGAUGACUUCUUGAAGGACAAGGCUGGCGAGGAUUCCGAAGAUGAGGACGGAGAUGUGGAGAUAGACUGGGACGACGAGGAUAUGGACGAAGACUUGAAAUACUUGAAAACCUUGAAGUACAUCAAGUAUAAGACUAACAUCUUGUACGAGAAAUCGCAAUCUAAGCGUGUCAUCAAGCAAGAGUCUGAAUCCAAACUUUCCAAGACACCCAGUCUUCCACCCCUGGAUAACAAUCGAAAGGUGGAACUUAAUCACCCUACGGUUCAACUUCCGCCUUUGAUCCCACCUUCAGGUUAUGUAAGCCAAGCAUCACCACCAGCGUUUCCUCUGAUGUCUCCUACAAUUUUACCUAGAGGGAGUGUGGGAGGAGUGAGUAAGGUGCCAAGUUUGAACAAAUACGAGUUCUUUCUCGGAGGAGAGAAGGACGAAGACACAAAGAAGGAACGAAUUGCUGCCGACCUCAUGAACAUGAAGCACGGCGGCAGAGGAGUUUAUGGAAACUGGCAGUUUGGUCAGGACGGGUCUACAGGAGCACAGGGCACCGAAUGA
Molecule: messenger RNA, 3192 nt
Organism: Sungouiella intermedia
Lineage: Eukaryota; Fungi; Ascomycota; Pichiomycetes; Serinales; Metschnikowiaceae
Source: the annotation of a GenBank genome assembly